This is a messenger RNA of Mytilinidion resinicola, 552 nucleotides long. RefSeq lists its product as uncharacterized. The record is from RefSeq and is a predicted model, not a curated record. Lineage: Eukaryota; Fungi; Ascomycota; Dothideomycetes; Mytilinidiales; Mytilinidiaceae. The coding region runs from base 1 to 552 and encodes 183 amino acids. The transcript is spliced from 3 exons.
AUGGGGAUUGAUCCGGCGGAGGUAGCAUUUCAACGUGCAGGUUUACGAAAACCGCUCCUAACUCUGAUGAGAGAUCCCAAAGCCACUUUCGUUGAGGUUGUCGUCGGCACGGAACCAACAAUCGUAACCUGGAACCUUUACGAGUCUCUGCUUUGUGCAAAGUCCGGAUUCUUCCGUGGUGCUCUCCAAGGGGACUUCAAGGAAGCCCAAGAAAAGAGAUCUCCUUGCCCGAAGAAGACCUACGAGCGGAUUGACGACCUGAUCAGAGAUGAGGAAGGCGAUGAACUCGAAUUCUCUGCCAGACAGGUCCGCAAGAGCGCCGAAGCUUGGAUCAUGGGGAACAGACUUCUCAUAGACGUGGGAUUCAAGAAUUACGCCAUGAACUACCUAUAUCAUUCACUGGUACCAUACGAGAGCUGCCCAUGGCGCAGCCCCGUGAAGAAUCUCGACCCCGAAACGGUUUUGUAUGUCGUUGACAAUGCGCUGGAAAAUUCGAAGAUACGAAAGUUCUUCACCGAUUUACUCACAGCUCACUGGGGAAACGAGGCGUAG